This is a messenger RNA of Rosa chinensis, 1645 nucleotides long. RefSeq lists its product as uncharacterized. The transcript is spliced from 8 exons. The record is from RefSeq and is a predicted model, not a curated record. Lineage: Eukaryota; Viridiplantae; Streptophyta; Magnoliopsida; Rosales; Rosaceae. The coding region runs from base 854 to 1144 and encodes 96 amino acids.
CAAAAUCCUACGUUCUUAACCAACGCUAGUCCUUGGACGACAAAUGGCAUCUGGGCAGUCAACCUUGCAGGGGAAUCUCCUCCUGAGUAUAAGUAUGUGGCACUUGAUAACUGUCCAUCAGCCCCUCCAUUUGACUAUCAGCUUAGUGACGCCGUUAUAAGUGUACUCUCUGAAGCUUGGCCAAAUCCCUAUCCGAAUAUGACUACAGCCAUGGAAAUUUGGAGACAUGAAUAUGAGAUACACGGUUCAUGUACCAUAGAUAUAUUGCCAACUUCCACUAGUUAUUUACUGCAAGCACUUUACUUGUGGGAGAAACUAAAGUUUCACGAUUUGAUGGGUGAGAAUGGCACUUAUAAGCCAAAUAUUCAAUAUCAAACCGAGGACGUGCUGAACGGCAUCAAAUGUGUCUAUUAUGUCCAACCAAUAUUGAUAUGUUCUGUCAGUGAACUAGUGGAUGUUAGGUUUUGUUAUACAGGACAUUGGGUACUGAUAAAUUGCAUGGGCACCCAAUCAACAUCAACUUGUACGGGUCUUAUUCAAUAUAGUCGGAGCUAGGUAGGAUAGAGUGCUCCCACUCCCACCUCUAAGACCUGUAUGUUUUUUUUUUUGGUUUAAUAAACUAAAAUAAAAUAAAAACCCAAGUAUUGUGCAAUUCUGAUUUAAAAUUUUCUGAAGUUGAGAAAAAACGCAUAUAAAUAAAUGUUGAAGAGCCUCAUGUUCAACUCACCAAUCGUCUCCUUGCUUCUAGAAUCUAGAGCCCAAAAAGAAUUUGUUACUUAUUGAUGCGUAACCCUCGCAAAUUGGACUUUUGAGAGGAAAGGAAAGAGACCAAAGAGCAGAGACAGUGAGACAGAUGGAACAUGACUCUUUGGGUGUCCGAGAUGGUCUCACCGGUUGGGUCUCCUCUUGCUUGACUGUCGCUGACGAGCUCGCCACCUCCCUCAGAACCGGAGAUAUCGGCCCUUUCAAUGUCGGCCGAUCACUCCCUUCCUUAUGUACUCAAUAUGUGCUCUACUUUCCGGUGUCGUUUCUUUUGUUGAAAAUGUCAAAUUUUUUUGGGGAUCUUACAGUUUUGCAGUUUUCUAAGGUUGAAUUGCUCCCAACAGGCUUGGAGAUCGGGUUUCUUUCACAGAAGGGAAAUUGAUUCCCUUCUUCAAAACAACUGAAAUCUAAGGAAAUGCUUGAAUAUUUUAACAUAGCUGUUUAUUCUCACUGAAUUCAGAAGAAGAGGCAGAGAAUGGAAAGAAGCACAAUCUGAUACAGUGCUUGACAGUCAAUCUAUAAGUGGCAGAGGGGCUCAAAUGCCUGUGGGUCGAGAUGUUCAGUCUUUUCGAGCUUUUGUGGCAACCUGGAAUGUAGGAGGGAAAUCUCCCCAUAGUGGCCUUAAUCUGGACGAUACUUCAGGUUAAUAAUCCAUCAAACAUAUCUGUCUUGGGCUGAUUUCGAUAAGAUUGGACAAGGUGGUUUUGGGGUUGUUUACUAUGCCAAGCUGACAAGCGAGGUCUGUUUCCUUUACUAUUUUUUGUUUUACUUGCUGAGUUUUUCCCUUAUCGUUGUGAAAAUGUAGCCGAUGUAAUAUGGUGCUUAUGCAAUGUAAUGUUUUUACUGGAUGAUACUAAAAUGGUGACAGUUUCUGGUGAUCAAA